Messenger RNA from Tachysurus vachellii, 2673 nucleotides. RefSeq names its product rhomboid, veinlet-like 2 (Drosophila) (gene rhbdl2). NCBI's taxonomy places the organism in Eukaryota, Metazoa, Chordata, Actinopteri, Siluriformes, Bagridae. The transcript has 8 exons. Gene Ontology annotation, molecular function: serine-type endopeptidase activity. Gene Ontology annotation, cellular component: membrane. The coding region runs from base 459 to 1340 and encodes 293 amino acids. The record is from RefSeq and is a predicted model, not a curated record.
GUGCACUGCUUCCGGAUCGUGACGUCACUCAGGUGUGGCACUGCGGGAAAUGGCGUCUUAGGUUUUUACUCUCUUUGUGUUCUGAGAUUGUUGAAGUGAACAAACAAGAGGAGAGCUGCAGGGUUUAGGGAAUGUUGAUGCGGAAGGAAGAACUGAUUAAAGCUGGAUCUCUAUCGCGAUUUCCCUCUUGAGCGUGUGUGUGUGUGUGUGUGUGUGUGUUUGCGCGCGCGCGCGGUUCAGUACACCAGAGGGUCUGAGCUACACUAGAACACACUGAUCAGAUCCACAGCACGUUUUUCUUCCACAUAGUCUCACACUGAUCGCACUCGGCUCAGAAAAGUCUCACCUUCUAGAAUAGGAAAGAGAAAAAGUCGUAUUUACAGGAUGUGCGUUUGUGUUCAACCGCCUGCCCCCCACACCCAAACAACACACACACAUGUUGAAGGUUAGGGUUGGAGAUGGCAAGCAUGGAUGUGGAGGCGAGUGAAGCGUUUCCUGUAGAGAGAGACGAUGUGGAGGAGCAGGAGGAGAGCAGGGAGCUGGGAUGCCAUGAUAGGUUCCACGUGUCCGUGUCCAGGUGGAUGCUGCCGGAGGACCUGCGAGAGACGUAUUUGGAGAGAGCAAACUGCUGCCCGCCGCCUAUCUUCAUCAUCCUCAUCAGCAUUGGAGAGUUGGCGGUUUUUAUUUAUUACGCCGUGUGGAAGCCACAGAAGCAGUGGAUAACUCUGGAUGACGGAAUCUGGAGGAGUCCGUUAAUUUAUAAACCUGACGAGCGAGAGGAGGCAUGGCGUUUCCUCUCCUACAUGUUCCUACAUGCGGGAGUUCAGCACAUCCUUGGAAACCUGAUUCUCCAGCUGCUCCUCGGGAUCCCAUUAGAACUGGUUCAUAAAGGGUUUGAGGUGGGGAUGGUGUACCUCGGCGGUGUCCUCGCAGGAUCAUUAGCAAGCUCUAUCUUUGACCCCUACAGCGCCCUUGUUGGAGCUUCAGGAGGAGUUUACGCCCUGAUCGGAGGUUACUUCAUGAACGCUGUAGUGAACUUUAGAGAGAUGAUUCCUCUGCUUGGAGCUUUCCGCAUCCUUGUCAUUGUUCUCAUCGUGGGCACAGACGUGGGCUUCGCUCUUUACAGACGCUUCUUGAGUGACGCUGCAGGAUUAAAGGUGUCAUUUGUGGCUCAUAUUGGUGGAGGAAUCGCAGGAAUGACCAUAGGCUACGUGUUCUUCAGUAACUACAACCAGAAACUCCUGCGAGAUCCUCGCUUCUGGUUCUGCAUCGUGGGCUACACCAUCUUCCUGCUCUUCGCCGUCUUCUUCAACAUCUUCCUGUCUCCGGCUCCUCGCUGAUAAAACAGUGGAGCCGAGACGUGGGAACGCAGCCUUGUCUGAAUCUUCAUCAACAUGCUGUUUACAGACAUCUUCAGGUUUAAUGCUGAGAAAUCAAACACUAAAAACACAGUAAUCUUGCAGAUAAAUGUCAUUUGAAUUCAAGUCAGAAAAUAAUUUUAGUGCUGUUUGAAACCUCGCUGCUACAGGACAUGAACACCGCAUGGACCUUUAGUGAGCUUUUCAUUCUAAUAUUUCAUUUUAUAGAAGAAAACUGACUUCAUUUAUGGUGCUUUUCCAUUUUUUGGGGAUUUUCAGGGUUUUUAGGGGUUUGUUUACAGUUUAUUCCGUUUUUUAUUUUAUUUUAUUUUAUUCAGCAAGCACAUGUUUUUCUAAUUGUUACAUGUCUGUGUGAAUGAGCUGUUACUAUAGAAAUUAGAAGGUAUCAGAGCGAGUGCCUUAAUAUAAAAGUGCUGUUAGAGAGAAUUAACCACCACCACCACCAGUUCAGCACACCAUUAUAUUAUUAUUAUUAUUAUUAUUAUUAUUAUUAUUAUUAUUAUUAUUAUUAUUAUUAUGUAGUCAUAAUUCAAAACCAUUUUAUUUUGUAGUCAUAAUGGUGUCCCCAUAAUGUAGUCACAACUUGGUGCACUAGUGUGUUGUUUGUCAUGCAGCCAGACAGAAGCUCUUUGUGUGUUGGUGUAAGACUGUGUGGUUAAGUUUCUGGGUUGUUGAUCAGAACAUCAGGAUGCAAUCCUCAGCACCGCAAAGCUACAACUGCUGGGCCAUUGAGCUUGGCCCUUAACCCUCUGUGCUCCAGGGGGCAUUGUACCAUAGCUGACCCUCUGCUUUCACCCCAACUUUCAAAAAGCUGGGAUAUGCAAAGAAAAGAUUUCACUGUACUGUAAUGUAACGUGUGUCAAUAAUAAUGGCUUCUUCUUCUACUAAAAAACAUUAUAAGGAUAUGUUGUGCCAAAAGUACAAAUUUCAAAUGUUCACAGAUUCCUCUUUACUGAUUGAAGAUCAGCUGAGACCUGCGUGGCAAUGUAGCUAACAAGCAAUGGAAUAUUCUAGCCUUAAGCAUUUUGUGUGUGUGUGUGUGUGUGUGUGAGGUGAGUGUGUUCUAAUUGAAGUCUCAGGUAUUUGUUGGAAACAUUGAUCUUUAAUCUGAUUUCAGACCUAAACGAUAUGAAAUUAUCGCUUUAAUUUAUGGAUUGUGUUUGUGUUUAUUUCCUGUUUUUAUGCUGUUACUUUAAGGGGAAAAUUUACGUGGUUUUUGAUGGAAAUAUUAGAAACCUGUUAUUUGUACAGUUGGAAGUUAUGUUUCAUUAAAAGCCAUUUUCAAAAUUUAAAA